GCCACCUUAAACCCAACAUCCGCCGGUCGCCAAGCCCUGCACAGAGACAUCCCCCCCCCACGCCGGCAGGCAGGGCUGGGGGGGCAUCGCCCCCACCCUGCUAGCACCCUGAGCUCCCUCGCCUGCACCCCGAGGUCCCUGCUUGCACUUCGCGGUCCCUGCUUGCACCCCGAUCACCCCUGCUUAUCCACAGCAGGUCCCUGUUUGCACGCUGAGGUUCCCUCCUUGCACCCCAAGAUCCCUGCCUGCACCCCCACAUCCCCUCCUUGCAAGCUGACAUUCCCUGCUUAUGCACAAUUCCCUGAUAGCACUCUGAGGUCUUCUGCUUGCCCCUCGAGAUCCCCACUUGCCCCCCGAGGUUCUGCUGCGGUGUCCGAGCAGCCUCAGAUCCCUGUGUCCGGCCAAGGGACUGCGCGGGGACUGCGGCGCCAUGGAGUUCUCGGAGCUGAUCAAGACGGCGACGGUGGAAAACGUGCUGCUGUCGUGUGCGGGGCUGCCGGCGGUGAAGGGCACCCUGUGCAUCACCAGCCACCACCUCCUCCUCUCCUCCUGCCCCGGGGGGGAUGCCCAGCCCGGCACCCUGGAGCUUUGGCUGCUCAUCCGCAACGUGGACGCUGUGGAGAAGAGCGUGCAGAAUUUCAGCUGGUAUCAGCCCCCCCGGACUAACGGCUCCCCGCGAGACACCAGGCUGGCCGGCUCCUCCGGCACCAUCACUCUGCGGUGCAAAGACCUGAAGGUGCUGCAGCUGGAGAUCCCGGGCAUGGAGGAGUGUCUCAACAUCGCCAGCUCCAUCGAGGCUCUUUCCUCGGUGGACUCCGUGAUGAUGAUGUACCCGUUCUUCUACAGACCCGAGAACCUGAAGCUGGAGGAAGGCUGGCACCUCUUCCCCCUCCAGCAGUACUUCCAACAGAUCUCCUCGCAGACGAGCCAGUGGCGGCUGAGUGACGUGAACCAGGACUUCACCACCUGCCCCACGUACCCUCCCGCUGUCAUCGUGCCAGCAGCAGUGGACGAUGACACCCUGAGGAAGGUCGCCCGGUACCGGCAGGGCGGGCGAUUCCCCGUCCUCAGCUACUACCACCCCAAGAACGGCACCGCGCUGCUCCGCAGCAGCCAGCCGCUGACGGGCCCCAACCGCAAGCGCUGCCAGGAGGACGAGCUGCUGCUGGGGACAGUCCUGCGCCAGGGGGAACGGGGCUUUGUCAUCGACACACGGUCGGCCCAGGCGGCCAAGCAGGCACGGAUGACGGGGGGUGGCACGGAGCCCAAGUCCUCCUACCCACAGUGGAGGAGGCUGCACCGGCCCCUGGAGAGAGGCCGCCCGCUGCAGGAGAGCUUCACUAAGCUGGUGGAAGCCUGCAACGACACCUCCAUCAGCAUGGACCGCUGGCUGAGCCGGCUGGAGAGCUGCCGCUGGCUGAGCCACGUCAAGGCGGCGCUGAGCACGGCCUGCCUGGCUGCACAGUGCCUGGACAGGGAGGAGGCGAGCGCGCUGGUGCACGGCGCGGAGGGCACGGACACCACGCUGCUGGUGACCGCGCUGGCGCAGCUGAUCCUGGAGCCGUCCUGCCGCACCCUGACGGGCUUCCAGGGGCUGCUGGAGCGGGAGUGGAUCCAGGCCGGCCACCCCUUCCACCUCCGCUGCGCCCGCUCUGCCUGCUCCCACGCCCGCCUGAAGCAGGAGGCGCCGCUUUUCCUCCUCUUCCUCGACUGCGUGUGGCAGCUGAGCCGCCAGUUCCCCUUCUCCCUGGAGUUCAGCGAACGCCUCCUCCUCACCCUCUUCGACAACGCCUACGCCUCUGCCUACGGCACCUUCCUCUGCAACAACGAGAAGGAGAGGUGCCUGUGUAAAGUGAAGGAGAACACGCACUCCCUCUGGGCCUGGCUGAACCAGCCUGGGGAGAAGAAGAAGUACCUGAACCCUCUCUACUCACCCAACACCCUGGUCAUCUGGCCCUCCGUUGAACCCCAGAGCAUCCAGCUCUGGCAGGGUUUAUUCUUCCGAUGGAUCCGUUCAUCCCAGUACCUGGACGAGGCCUGGGCAGAGAUCCAGCAGUUAGUGGACCCCAACGAAUCCCCUGUCAAGGAGAGCAGAGGGAACAGGCUGAGCAGAACCCCCUCCAGCCCUGCUGCUCCAAUGGAGAACAAAAACUGAGCAGCAGAGUGGGCAGCUGGAUCCUGUGGGACACGCUGUGCAGGACACAGGUCCCACAGAGCCUGGAGGUGGCUCUGGGAGGGGGGGCUGGACCCUUUCUCUGGGCUUGUUUCAGUAAAGCACCCUCCCUCACA
Molecule: messenger RNA, 2289 nt
Organism: Apus apus (common swift)
Lineage: Eukaryota; Metazoa; Chordata; Aves; Apodiformes; Apodidae
Product: myotubularin-related protein 9-like
Exons: 12
Coding region: 431-2155 (574 amino acids)
Biological process (GO): negative regulation of autophagy
Source: RefSeq, a predicted model, not a curated record